This is a messenger RNA of Nerophis lumbriciformis (worm pipefish), 4663 nucleotides long. It is a transcript of the gene plekha7b, whose product is annotated as pleckstrin homology domain containing, family A member 7b. Lineage: Eukaryota; Metazoa; Chordata; Actinopteri; Syngnathiformes; Syngnathidae. Gene Ontology annotation, molecular function: protein binding. The record is from RefSeq and is a predicted model, not a curated record.
AGUCGAGCAGGAGAGGAGGAAUCAUGGCGGCACCGCUCGGACGGGACACCCUACCUGACCACUGGUCUUACGGAGUUUGUAGGGAUGGCCGCGUGUUUUUCAUCAACGACAAAACUCGCGGCACCACUUGGCUUCACCCACGCACAGGCGAGCCUGUUAAUUCCGGACACAUGAUACGUUCAGACUUGCCAAGAGGAUGGGAAGAGGGCUUCACGGACGAGGGAGCAAGCUACUUCAUCAAUCACAACGUGAGGUGUACGUCAUUCCGACACCCUGUUACCGGGCAAAUUUCACCAGAAAACACAGAAUACACGCUGGAGGACAAUAGGAUCGAGUCCUAUAUGUUCAAUCACAGACAUCCAGGUAUGGUCACCGAGUCCACCAAGGCUGUGACUACAGGAGCAAUGGAGGCCACCUCAGGGUCAAAGGGAUCCAGAGGUUCAAGCAAAUGUCACAGUUUUGGCAAGAGGGAUCAAGCUAUUAAACGAAACCUCAACAUCCCCGUGGUAGUGAGAGGCUGGCUGUAUAAACAGGACAGCUCUGGAAUGCGACUGUGGAAACGAAAGUGGUUUGUGUUGUCCGACUUCUGCUUGUUUUACUACAAAGAUAGCCGCGAGGAGACGGUCCUUGGUAGCAUUCCUCUGCCCAGUUACCUCAUCUCACAAGUUGCACCAGAAGACCACAUAAACCGCAAAUAUGCUUUCAAGGCGAGCCACACAGGAAUGCGCUCCUACAUUUACAAUAAGAACUCUGUAAUUGGCUCGCAGGCAGAACACAGCGGCAUGCGGACGUAUUUCUUCAGCGCGGACACACAGGAGGACAUGAAUGGUUGGAUUCGGGCCAUGAACCAGGCGGCGCUGAUGCAGCAGACGCACACCGUUAAGAGAGAGAAGCAAAGGCCAGAUAAGAACCCUCAUCAGGCACCUCUUCAGACCAAUCAUGUCAACCAUAGCAUAUCUCAGACAGAAGCUUUUCUCAGGACGGACUGCGAACACUCACGUGAUGAUGGUAUCCGACUGGCUCCUGCAGACGAGGGGAGGUAUGUGCUGGAGGUCCAAGGAAGGCGCAGGCUUUCAGAUCCCAGAGAGAGACUGUCUCCAAACUUGGUGGACGCUGCAGCUCAAAGGAACAGCCAUCAAAGUGCACAGCCUUCAGAACAGAAUGGAAACCUGAUGUACCAGAGGGGGUGUGACACAGAAAAACAUGCACAGAGGAAGAAUACGUUGGCCCAGGUGGAGCACUGGGUCAAAGUUCAGAAAGGUGACCCGACAAAAAGUGCUCCCUCUGCAGAGUUCAACCUACCACGGCAAACUCCUCCCUUAAAAGUAAAAGUGAGCACAGCAGACACCUCCUGCCAGUCAUUACCAAAGUCUCCCCGCCUUCCGUCUGGCAGCAACUCUCCCUCAGCGACCUUUAACCUGCCCAGCGACUACAAAUACGCCCACGACCGACUGAGCCAUUUCCGCAUGUCCACAGACGAGCGCAUGGCCACCAAGGAGGGAAUGGUGUGGCAGCUGUAUGAGUGGCAGCAGAGGCAGCAGUUCCGACACGGCAGCCCCACAGCGUCCGUAUACACAGGGCCCAACUUUACAGACUCAUCGUCCUUCACCGUCACCGUGGAGAUGCCUCGCUCUAUCUCUGUGCCGCCUUCUCCCUGUGAGGUCCCCUCAUCAGUUUCCCCCUCCUUUAAGCCACUGUCCCCUCGCAGACCACACACCCCAUCUGGUAGACGGACUGUCAUGCCUCUGGAUGAUUUGUCAAGCGUGGACACCACAGGAGCGUCCUCCCCUGGACGCAUCUGUACUCGUCUUUCACAGAUGGAGAGAAGGUCCAUGCCAUCCAUGGGAUACAUCACACACACUGUCAGUGCACCCAGCCUGCACGGCAAAACGCCAGAGGAGUUGACCCUGCUUCUCAUCCAGCUUCGGAGGCACCAGGCCAAGAUGGCUGGUGUGCAAAGCCCCAGUGAUGUGUUCGCUCAUCUGCAGCAUCAGCAGCACAACGGCCUUCUAGACCCCAGCAUGCAGGCUGAUGAUACUUGCAUGCAACUGAAGAAGGACCUGGAGUACCUAGAUCUGAAGAUCCAAAGUAAUGAGCCGCUGAUUGUUUCAGUUCACAGUGGGUUUGGAAACUCUCCUUCAAGUUUUGGAUUCUGUUGCAAUGUUACUGGACGCGAAAGCCUCAGGAAAGAAGCACAAAGGCCUGUGAAAAUAGCUGAAAGUGAUGCUGAUGUGAAAUUAAGCCGACUGUGUGAACAAGACAAGAUUCUUCAGGAGCUAGAAGCCAGGAUACGCACGUUGAAGGAGGACAAGGACAAGCUGGAGUCUGUGUUGGAUGUGUCCCACCGACAGAUGGAGCAGUACAUAGCUCAGCCAGCACACGUGGAGAAAAUCGCCUACCAGCAAAAACUACUACAAGAAGAUGUGGUGCACAUCAGAGCGGAAAUAUCCGAAGUGUCCACGGAGAUGGAGAAUGCUUGGAAUGAGUACAUGAGGCUGGAGAGAGAUGUGGAUUGGCACAAAACAGCCCUGCAAGGACAGAUGACCCGCAGUGACCUUUGUCAGCAAGAGAGAGUCCAAAUGAGAAAAGAGCUUUGGAGGAUCGAGGAUGUGAUCGCAGGCCUUAGCAGCAGUAAAGCCAACUACAAAGUCACUAUCUCCUCUGUGACCAACCCAGAGAGGAAAUUUGUGCCUUCGGUGUCAGCGUCAUCAGUGCCUUCAGUGGCUGGAAGCCCGUCUGCUAUGGAGAUGCAAUCGUCGCAGCAGUACAGCCCCCACCUCAGUCCCAGUAGUCACAAUGCGACAACCCCUAUGCUACCCUCCAGUCAUCAGCCCUCACACCACAACACAACUAGCACUACUACACUUAAAUGGGCUGAGGAAGACGUGCCUCCCAGACCACCUCUACCUCAAGUGUACAGUCCUGAUGAGCAUCCCCCAGCAGUGCCCCCGCUGCCUAGGGAGACCACAGUCAUCAGACACACCUCAGUCCGCGGCCUGAAGCGACAGUCUGACGAACGGAAGCGGGACAGAGAGAUAGGCCAGUACACCAAUGGAGACGUUAAGGUGGAACUCAGGCCUUUCCUGAGUGAUCCUGAGCUAGUGGGUGUGGGAGACGGCUCCAGCAGUGUGGCAGCUUUAGGACACGAAGGAGGUUAUCAGACGUUACCGAGCAGAGGAGUAACUGGCUCCACCCUCAGACUGAAUCAGUCCUCCAGCAUUUCGUCUUAUGUGACCCUACGGAGAGCAACUUCAGCUCCUGGUGUGAAGGAGAGACCAAAAAGUGCCCUGGAGCGUCUCUACUCUACAGAGGCGGCGCCUCAGCGUGGGAGGAUGAGCGCUGACGAGCAGCUGGAGAGGAUGAAGAGGCACCAAAAGGCUCUACUGCGACAACGCAAGCGCACCUUGAGCCAUGGAGACCGCCACGCCUCCCCGUCGUCACGCUCCUCCUCGUCGGCAUCGACGCGCCCUCUUUCAGCGGACUUUGGUUCUUGGAGGAGAGAACAGGAGUUCGACCUGCAGCUGUUGGAGAGGGCCGUGCAGGGGGAGGAGGCUCAGGGAGUGAGGAGCGUCCAGGGGGAGGAGAGGCCGCCUGAGCACAAAGAGAAACCGCGAUCGCACUCUGACGAAUGGCUGACUUUCCACUCGAUGACCAUGAACACCCCAACGACCAACGAUGCUGAACCGGAAAUAUUAGACUAUGACAAGGACUUGCUCAAAGAGCUGUCUAUGCCUCAGAAAGUCGUGAUUCCAGAGCGGUAUAUGGACUUAGAGCAAGAGGAGCCCCUCAGUCCUCAGGAGAUGGAGGACCGUCAUCGGAAGGUGGAGCGGAUCAAGAACAUUUUGGCAAAGUCCAGUAUUCAAAACUUGGCACCACAGUCACUCCCUGCAGACAAGUCCGAGGUGAGCCUGCUGGCGCUUGACUCUGUUCUGCAGGAGCAGGAGAGGAUCAUCACCAUGUCUUACAUGCUGGCCUCUGAGGCCUCCCUUAAAAGCAAGCGCGUCGCAGUUCCAUCAGAGGCUAACAGCCCUGUCCUAUCUCCUCCUGCUCCUCUUCCUCUUCCACCACCUCCUCCUCCUCUUCCUCCCGUAUCUCUGGCACCUUCUUCUUCUUCUUCCCCAAUAAGCAAUGGGAUUCACUACACAUUUGUCUAAAAACUCAAGCAAUUUCUGGACAUUGAGGUGCUUGACGACAAUGCACAGAAAGAAUGGUCUAGUGCAAGAAAAGAAGACUUUAUUUUAUCAUGGAUCCAUUUCUGUACAGCAGUAGAAGAACGUAGUAAAUAUUUAACCUGCUCGUGCAGCAACAACAACUUCUGAAGGGAUUUGUUGUUUCUGAAAGACUGCAGCACUAAACUAUUGAAGUAAUCAGAAACAUAUUUUCUAUUCUACGAUGUUGCACUUGUACACUGUAAAAAUGGCAAAGAAUUGAAAUAUUUUUAUGGUGUGAUUGAACUGUUCUGUGACUUUAAUGGAGAACAUGUUAACAGAAGAGAUAGUGAUUAUAUCAUGAUGCUAGAUUUUCAUAUAUCAUUUGUUUUUACACUAAACCACUUGAAAUAUCAUAUCUACUUUAGCACUGCCAGUCUUCUGUUAGCUUGCCAAGAUGACUUUUAUUUUUGCUUACAUCAAGACUGAACAACACUGAACAUGUUUUAUGCACA